Molecule: messenger RNA, 1553 nt
Organism: Thunnus maccoyii (southern bluefin tuna)
Lineage: Eukaryota; Metazoa; Chordata; Actinopteri; Scombriformes; Scombridae
Gene: olfml3a
Product: olfactomedin-like 3a
Exons: 3
Coding region: 338-1546 (402 amino acids)
Biological process (GO): signal transduction
Source: RefSeq, a predicted model, not a curated record
CAUGCACAGGGUUUAGCAGAGCACACUCACUUUUUGAGGACAGAGAGGGGUAAGAGGCACAAGGCUCCUCCCUGAGAGUUUGUGAAAACAUUCCAGCAAAGUGAGAGCAGUCAAAGAAUUGGAAACUCUCUGUGCGGCCUCUUACUCUCUCUCUCUCUUUAUCCUUCUCACCUUUUUGCAUAGGUAAGUACACUGUACGCAAGUGUUUAUAGGUCGUGUGAAGCUCUAAAAAAGGACAUCAGCUUGUUCUGCAGGAAAACACAUCAAGGAGGUAAACCUGAAGAAUUCCUUAAAAGCUGGACAAAAGAAACUCAACUGUCCCAUUGAUCGGCUCACAAUGAAGCCGGUGUUGGUCCUCCUGGUUUCAAUGGCCUGGACAUUCACUGGAGCCCAGCACUACUACCAGGGGCUGAUGGAUUAUCUGGAGAACAGAUUGUUGGCAAUUGAGGAUCGCAUGCAGUUGUGGCACGAACAGUCUCAUCGCUACCAUACAGAGCUGCUGGAUUUCAAAAAGCUCACUGCUGAGACCAUGGACGGGUUGAGACAGGAGCACAGCAUGCUGUUCAAAGACCUGGAAGGAGCUGGAGUCCGAGUGGACCGAAUGGAGCGAGAGAUGGACUACGUGGAGAGCCAGACUUCCCCUCGGGCCUGUGUUAAUAAGGCAGACAAGGUUGUGGAGCAGGGAGCCUGGGCUCUGGAGGAGAGCCGAGGAGAGGAAGAGGAGGAAGACGACUGGGAGGAGCUGCACUCAAGAGUCUCUGACUGUGUGGAAAUCAUCUCCAGCAUCAGAUCAGUGAAGAUCCUGAAGAGAGUGGGCAGUCCAAAGGGCAUGUGGACCAGAGACCCCAAGUCGUCCAAGGUUUACGUCUUUAACGGGACGGCAGGAGACAGUUUCUACCAGUUCGACUCUGUGAGGGAGUUUUCCCGCUCUCCUGGAGUCAACAACAGCAGACGGAUCACGCUUCCUUCUGAGUGGACGGGUCCCGGAAGCGCUGUUUAUAACGGGUAUUUGUACUUUAUACAGCAAGAGGCUGACAGAGACGUGCAGGUGGUCAAAUAUGACCUGCUGAGUGAGUUGGUGACAGACUCUGCCAUGUUCCCUUUGGAGGGCCGCGCCAGUGUUUACAACCUCAACCCAGAGACCAUUGCGGACCUCACAGCAGACGACGAGGGCCUCUGGCUUCUGUAUGCCAGCAGUGACAGCGAACCAAACAUCAGCCUCGCAAAGAUGGACCCUGCCACGCUCGAUAUAGAACAAAUCUGGGACACCCGGUGCCCACGGGAGAACGCAGAGGCGGCUUUCAUAGUGUGUGGAACUGUCUAUGUCGUUUACAACACCCGCCUGGCAAGCCGCUCCCGGGUUCAGUGCGUGUUUGACGUCAACGACAUGGUGAUCAGCGAGGAGGCUCCGCUGCUCUACUUCCCCCGGAGGUACGGAGCCCACACUAGUCUGAAAUACAAUCCGGAGGAAAAACAGCUCUACGGCUGGGACGACGGCUACCAAAUCAUUUACAGACUGACCAUGAAGAGGAAACUCCUGGUCUGACAGCGGG